Messenger RNA from Manihot esculenta (cassava), 932 nucleotides. RefSeq lists its product as uncharacterized. The record is from RefSeq and is a predicted model, not a curated record. Lineage: Eukaryota; Viridiplantae; Streptophyta; Magnoliopsida; Malpighiales; Euphorbiaceae. Bases 48 to 818 code for a protein of 256 amino acids. Gene Ontology annotation, cellular component: plastid. The transcript has a single exon.
ACGUAAAUUGGGAAGGGGAGUAAAAUCUUCUUUGCUGUCUUCAUUUUAUGUCCCCGAUGGCUUUAGCUCAAUGCUCCUUCAAAUUUCCAAACAUAAUAUGCUCUUUCAAACCCAAGAAACCCCCUACCUCAUCCACCUCCAAAUGGCAUACAACCCCCGCAAGAGACAGAGUAAUAGACUUUGGCAAGUACAAAGGAAAGAUGCUUGGCGCCCUCCCUUCAACCUACCUCAAAUGGGUUUCCAACAACCUUCGUGCGGGCGAUUUCGAGCACUGGGCAAAGUUAGCAGACCAAGUUCUUGAAGACCCAGUUUAUCAGGACAGAUUGGAGUGGGAAUUUGCAGAUAGCGUCUUGAAUGGAAACAAAAAUGCCUCUUUGUCUAUGGAGGAUAGUGCAGUUUCUACGUUGUUGGAGAUAAGCGAGAGGUUUGGUUGGGACAAUGAUGAUAAGGUUGGGUGGAGUAAAUUGAACUUUGAGCUCUUGGGCACUAGUAAAGGCGGCAGAAUCCCAAGAAUUUGUAGCACUGUUAAAGAAAUGAAAGAUCUGGGAACGGAGAAGGAAGAGAAAGAUAGGAUUUUAUCAGAGAAUGAAAUCAGACGGAAGGAGAGAAGAGAGAGAGCCAAGCUCAGGUCCAAGGACGAGAAGAAGCAGGAGAAGCUGGGAAUUUUAAGGAGGACCAAGGAUAGUUUCGUAAACGGGGUCAGGGAGGAAAUGGAACAGAGGGGUGAUCAAGAGGAAUGGACGGCAGAGAUUAAGAAUCCAUUUCCUGGACGUGAAGCCCUCUUGAAGAAGGUGCUCCAAAACAAAAAGCUAUUCUAAUUUUUUUUAUAUUUUUCUCACUCUUUAACUUAUUUUAUUGUUGAAACUUUUGCCAAGGAAAAUUAAUCACAAAGUAGUGUAUUAUUAUAAUAAUAUAAAAAUAAUUUUUUCUAC